This is a messenger RNA of Closterium sp. NIES-67, 915 nucleotides long. The record is from the annotation of a GenBank genome assembly. Lineage: Eukaryota; Viridiplantae; Streptophyta; Zygnematophyceae; Desmidiales; Closteriaceae.
CUCUCCAAAAUUCGAAAUUCAAGUCUAGUGCCCUCAGCAUAACUUCCAUAACUACCAGUUAAAUUCGACGUUACAGCUGCAAGUUUCCUCACUCGUAUGCCACAGAACUCGCGCACUAGGCUUCAGUGCGCAAUCAUGAGAUUUCACGCUAGUGGUGCCAGUAUCCACCAAUCGGCUGCUGCCACUAACAACCGUGCUGGUAACCACCUCAACGGAGCGACGCCGGCCCGUCCGAGUGGCGCGCAAUUCCGCGUGGCGAGCAGCAGAGACGUGAAAAUCAAUCGCCCUCAGCCUCAAGGCGCGGCUCACCGCCGCAGGCCAAGGGCGGCAGCGGCAGCGGCGGUAAUGAUGAUGGCGUGGCUCAGGGUGGGGCUUCGUUCCACCACUGGCAGCCACAACAGGGCGCGCCAGGAGGUGGGGGUUCCGGACCUGGCCUGGGACGACAGCGUGGCAGCAGCAGCGGCGGAGUGGGCCAACAACCUCGCCUCCAGGGGGUGCCGUCUGGAGCAUGGAGGGGCGGAGGGGCUCGGGCAGAAUCUGUACUGGAGCGCACCCGCAGGGCUCACCCCUGAGGAAGAUCGCAUGGCGGUGCAGUCGUGGGUGGAGGAGGUGGACUGGACGUACAGCCCGGUGCCUGAGGGGUGUGCGGAGGGGAGGAUGUGUGGGCACUACGCGCAGGUGGUGUGGCGGGACACCACGCAUGUGGGCUGUGCGUCGGCGCAGUGCCCUGAUGGGGGUGGCAUGUGGGUGUGUGACUACUCGCCCCCGGGGAACUUCAUUGGUGCUCCUCCGUUCUAGGGAGGCUGGUAGGGUACCUGGAAAGAGGUGGUGGUGUGGAGGGAUGGGUUUGAGGUUGUGUGCUUAUGGGGGUGCUGUGGUUUGCUUGUGCACACUGUUGGAUUGGAUGCAGUUUUA